Odontomachus brunneus is the source of this 1203-nucleotide messenger RNA. Its product is annotated as corrinoid adenosyltransferase-like. NCBI's taxonomy places the organism in Eukaryota, Metazoa, Arthropoda, Insecta, Hymenoptera, Formicidae. The record is from RefSeq and is a predicted model, not a curated record. The transcript has 3 exons. Bases 512 to 1186 code for a protein of 224 amino acids. Gene Ontology annotation, molecular function: corrinoid adenosyltransferase activity.
UUCUCUGUGCUUAAAUGAUACGCGAUAGGAUACUCUUUAUCUUUUUAACGUGUGUUCAAAUUUUUGGCCAAUAAGAUUGGAAUCCCAAAUCAUUUACAAGAGGAAGAACAUAUAUUCAAGAUUGAUGACUUUUGGAUUGCGUUAAUGUUUGUAAAUUAAUAAUUAUCGUCGAUGUGAGCAGCAUAUUGUCUACAACAAUUAUAUGCAUGAAAGAUCGAGUUACGAAUUUGUUAAAAAAUAAUAUUUACUUCCGUACUUGCAUUUUUACGUUUUUCUUCUUACACUACGUCCUGAGACGACCACGAGAUAAUGCCCAGAUUCACGUUGCUGGACAUUUAAAGAUCGAUUGUUGGGAUGGCGCGCGAUUUUAAGCGAGAGUGACAGAAUAUAGACGUAAUUCUUCAUGGCGACGUUGUUACUUUUCUGUCGGUGUCACUAGCGGCCGACAGAAUAUCAAAGAAAAGAAUCGUAAAUUAUAGCUCACUCGAUCAAGCGUUGUCUGACACACAAAAUGGAGUUAGUUAAAAACGUAUGGAGAAAGUCUACUUUUUUAUACAAGACCAGCGUGCAAACAUCGCUGAGACACAGUGGAAGUACAACAUCAAAUGUAGCCGAAGUGGCGGUGUUUUCACGAGAUGGCGAUUCCGGCUUGACAAUCACGGAUGCCGGAGACACAAAGCCGAAGGACGAUAUGAUUUUCAAUGCUCUUGGAGCGACUGAUGAACUGUCUUCUUACAUAGGACUGGCGAGAGAGUUCGCGUGCGACGGGAAAGUCGAACAUCCAUAUGUUGACAAGCUUAAACGAGUACAGAUGAUCUUGUUUGAUUUGACCCAUGCAAUCUCAAAGUCAGUACCUGGUAAAACCAGGUCUUUUGAGAACAAACAUACCAAAGACCUUGAGGAAUGGAUUCUUGAAUAUGCGAAUCAACUGCCACCUCCAGAGGAUUAUAUCAUUCCAGGCGGUGGAAAAGCCUGUGCCUCCCUGCACGUUGCACGAACAGUAUGUAGGCGUGCAGAAAGAAGCAUCACGACGCUGGUGCGGGAUGGUGCCCUGGAUAAAGAAGCGCAAACGUAUCUAAACAGAUUGUCAGACUUCCUCCUAACAGUAUCACGUAUUGCGGCCAAAUGCGAUCAGCGCAUGGAAAAUAUUUAUAUUCCACGUGCGGAAGUAACUGAGGAGAAAUAAAAGGACUGAUUUAGAAA